Molecule: messenger RNA, 1606 nt
Organism: Ficedula albicollis (Collared flycatcher)
Lineage: Eukaryota; Metazoa; Chordata; Aves; Passeriformes; Muscicapidae
Product: 17-beta-hydroxysteroid dehydrogenase 13-like
Exons: 7
Coding region: 121-1020 (299 amino acids)
Cellular component (GO): lipid droplet
Molecular function (GO): oxidoreductase activity, acting on the CH-OH group of donors, NAD or NADP as acceptor
Source: RefSeq, a predicted model, not a curated record
UGCGGGAGCGGACGGGACCAGCGGCGCGCACCGGGACGGGCCGAGGGUAAAUCAACAACCCGCGUCCUCCCAAAAGAGAUUAAAGUUCAGUUCGGUCCUCGAAAGAGCUCCGGGGAAACAAUGAACGUGUUCGUGGAGCUUCUCCUGUUCCUGGCCACGCUCCUCUACUCCUACCUGGAGGCUUUUGUGAAGCUCUUCGUGCCUGCGAGGAGAAAGUCUCUGAGCGGGGAGCUGGUGCUCAUCACGGGCGCUGGCCAUGGCGUCGGGAGAGCCACCGCCCUGGAGUUCGCCAGGCGCCAGAGCAGGCUGGUCCUGUGGGACAUCAAUAAGCACGGCGUUGAGGAGACGGCAGCAGAAUGCCAGAAGCUGGGAGCCACUGUUCAAACCUUUGUGGUGGACUGCAGCAAACGGGAGGAGAUCUACAGCACUGCAGACAAGGUGAAGAAGGAUAUUGGGGAUGUGACCAUCCUGGUGAACAAUGUUGGUAUUAUUACAGCUGCUGACUUUCUCUCGACUCAGGACCACCAGAUAGAAAAGAUGUUUGAAGUCAACAUUCUGGGUCACAUGUGGACCACAAGAGCUUUCCUGCCAGUCAUGAUGAACAACAACUAUGGGCACAUUGUCACAGUGGCUUCAGCAGCCGGUCAUUUUGUGACUCCUUACAUGGUGGCAUAUUGCUCAAGCAAGUUUGCUGUAGUUGGAUUUCAUAAAGCUCUGACAGAGGAGCUGUCUGCCCUGGGAAAGGAUGGAAUAAAAACAACGUGCCUUUGUCCAGUUUUUAUCAACACUGGAUUUGUCAAAAACCCCAGUACAAGGCUCGGAAAGAUUUUGGAGGUUGAAGAAGUUGUAGAGGCUCUGAUGGAAGGAAUAGUGACCAACCAGAAAAUGGUUUUUGUUCCACCGCAGCUGAACAUUGCUUUGCUUUCUGAAAUGGUGUUUCCAGAGCGUGCCCUGAACCUUCUGAAGAAGAUAACCAUUCCAAAGUUUGAUGCAGUCAUUGGGCAGAGAAGCACCCAGUGAAAAGCAAGAACUGCUUGUCAUUUCCCAGAGGCACCAGUGAAAACAGAGCAUGGGCUGAGCAUAGUUCAGCUGGCUUGACUCAGAACAGAGCUCAGGCAGGUGCUUCCAGGCCACCAUUCCCAGACACCUAAGGGCUUAUCCCACCCCUGCAGCUGGAGCACACCUGCAUGACAGGGAGUGUUAGCAAAGCAGAGAUGCAGCUCUGGAAGGGCUGCUUUGAAUGUACAUCCCAUCAGCUCUCAUUGUGCUGAGGCAGGCAGGAUGCCCACAAAGCCUGUGUUUGGGACAGCACAGCUGCCUAGUUGAGUGCAAAACAUGUUAUUCUGGACUCAUCCCUGAGCAAAAGCAUCUUGCAAGAAGCAAUUUAUAGAGGAGAUGGGUGCCCUGUUUCUUCUCACUUAAUAAUAUUGUUUUAAAAAAAUGUGCCCUAAUGAAGACUUAGAGUUUCGUGUGCAUUUGUAAUGAGCAUUAUUGAAUUAUUUGUAUUAUUGAAAUAAUACAAUUAUUUGUAUUAUUGUUUGUAAUGUAAUGCCUAAUUACAACACUUAUCAAUUAUGCAUUAGCACCAUCAACACUCCAUAUUACA